Panicum virgatum (switchgrass) is the source of this 2423-nucleotide messenger RNA. Its product is annotated as leucine-rich repeat receptor protein kinase HPCA1-like. Gene Ontology annotation, biological process: protein autophosphorylation. Bases 177 to 2138 code for a protein of 653 amino acids. The record is from RefSeq and is a predicted model, not a curated record. Lineage: Eukaryota; Viridiplantae; Streptophyta; Magnoliopsida; Poales; Poaceae. The transcript is spliced from 3 exons. Gene Ontology annotation, cellular component: plasmodesma; plasma membrane. Gene Ontology annotation, molecular function: transmembrane receptor protein tyrosine kinase activity; ATP binding.
CCUGGCCCCGGGCAUCGUCUUCCCUUCUGCACCGAAGCCUGUACUGUACACUCCACUCCACCCAUGAUUGAUGCUUCCUUCCAUGGCAGCCCGGUAAGAGUCGUAGUACACCGGAGGGAGACGAUUGACUUGGCGCCCGCAAAUCCAUCCGCAAGGAGUACUCCACAGACAAAACCAUGGAAUUUAUUCAAGAAGGUGAUAGAUCUAAGUGGAAGGCGCAUAGUAAUCAUAGCAUAAAAUGCUUCACUAAAGGUGACAUAGACAGAAUGACCAACAACUAUCGAACUAGUCUUGGAAGAGGUGCCUUUGGAGAAGUAUACGAAGGGGUUCUUGAGGAUGGAAGCAUGGUUGCGGUGAAAAGGUUUAUCCACAAUGUGAAAGAAAACUUCGCUAAAGAGCUGAUCGUCCAUCGUGAAAUCAACCACAAGAACGUAGUGAGGCUCAUUGGUUGCUGUGAGGAGGAAAAUGCCCUUAUGCUGGUCAUUGAGUAUGUCGCUAAUGGAAAUCUAAGCGAUCUUCUUCACGAUGACAACCUUCCCAUCCCUUUGGAUGUAAGACUUAGGAUCGCCAUCGAGUGUGCGGAGGCGUUGGCAUACAUGCAUUCUCACAUGUACACUCAGGUUAUCCAUGGAGACAUCAAGCCUGGUAACAUACUCUUAGAUAGCAACUUCCACACGAAAUUGUCAGACUUUGGAAUAUCAAGACUAGCCAACACGGAUAAGACAAUGCACACAAAGAAUGUCAUAGGAAGCAUAGGUUACAUGGACCCUCUGUUUGCUUUGGAUGGGCGUCUAACUGUGAAGUAUGAUGUUUAUAGCUUUGGAGUUGUUCUCCUCGAACUGAUUGCCAGGAAAAAGGCGACGACAGUAGUUGACAACAUCAACAUUGUUUAUGCAUUUACUAGUGCUCUUGCAAGGGGGUCCGGAGGUGUGAGAGGUAUGUUUGAUGCUGAAAUUGCAAGCAAGGAUAACAUGAAGGUUAUUGAAGGGAUUGCAAAGAUGGCAGGUGAAUGCCUAACGAUGGAAAGGGAGAAACGUCCUGAGAUGAUUGACGUGGUGGAACGUCUUCGGGUGCUACGACAGAAAGCUUCACGUCAGGAUCAGGCAUCGCAACGCUCAGGUCUGUUCUCUUGGGCUAGGAAGAACAAGACAGCACCUCCAGCUUCAGCGAACAUCCCAGCCAAUAUUUUGCCGUCAGGUGUGUGUCUGCGUCGGUUCUUGUUUGCAGAUAUGAAGGCUGCGACAAACAACUUUGAUAAGUUACUCUGCGUUUCUGGUGAUGGUGGAAUUGGUAAGGUGUACCGUGGCAUGAUUUAUGGGGCAGGAACGAAGGUGGCUAUCAAGCGUUUGCGUUUGGAGGAUUCUUCGAUUAUCAAUGACAUUUAUAAUGAGAUACAGAUAAUGUCAAAGCACCGCCACUGUCCUCAUCUUGUGCCACUGCUCGGUUACUGCACUGAAAAGGACGAGAUGAUACUGGUCUACGAAUACAUGGAUCGUGGAAGUUUGCUUGAGCACCUUGGGACCCAGAAGCCAUCCCUUACCUGGAAGCAACGUAUAGAGAUCUGCAUUGCUGCAGCUCGUGGCCUGCGCUACCUUCAUGAACUACAGAUCAUCCAUGGUAACGUGAAAUCGUCAAACAUCUUGCUGAAUGAGAAAUGGGUUGCCAAGAUUACGGAUCUUUCUAUUUAUAGUACUGAGCUAUUAAGAUGCCUUACAGUGAUCCGCGGAACUUUAGGUUACCUCGAUCCUGAGUACCUCGCGACCGGUCGGUUUACUGAGAAAUCAGAUGUCUAUUCUUUUGGGGUUGUGUUGUUCGAGGUCCUCUGUGCUCGGCGUGUUUUUGAUUCCAAACUCCCAGACGAACAACAAGCGCUGUCACGUUGGGCAUUGCGAUGCAAGAAGGAGGGCAAUCUUGAUCAGAUCAUUGACCCAUUCCUAAUGGGAAGAAUUAAUCCGGGGAGGUGGAGUCUCAACAAGUUCGCCGAGACUGCUGAGAAGUGCCUUGCUGAUUGUGGUAUUGACCGUCCGUUCAUGGCGGAUGUGGUUUCGGACCUGGAGUGCGCUCUUCAGUUGCAGGUGAGCGCCGAGGCGAGUGGAGGACUUGCUGGUGGUAGCAUGUCCGACGGAGCCAUGGAUUAGGGGGCUGUGGGCUGUAGCUGGUAUGGAUUCCGAUGACUUGGCACCGGAACACCUUCUCGCAGCUUCUAGAACUAGCCCACGUGGACGCGGGCUUAAUAAUCUCAUUACGUUGGCAUGUUCCCACGAGUUUGUGCUGUCAAUGCUCGCCCGUGUUUGCAAGAUUCUGUAUUUCUGUACCACUAUGUACUCCACUCUGUAUUCUGUCUUGCUUAAUGUUUUCCACCGUGCUGUUGUACUGGCGAUCCCAGAUUUUCUCGUGAUAAUUAUUGCUGCCAUUAUUGCCUA